AGAUUGCGAUAAGCCCUCUUCCAGGCUGCACUAAACUCAAGCCUCUAUCCUGCUGGAUUCUGAGCUCCCCUUCCUAAGACAGAGGGGUCCACCCGGAUACACCCGCAUUCUGAAGCACUUCCCGAGAUCGGCGCCUAAGCAAGAGAAGCAGGACGACUAUGGCGGCUCAGCCGAGGGGCGGGGACUACAGAGGAUUCUUCCUGCUCUCCAUCCUCCUGGGGACCCCCUGGGAAGCCUGGGCAGGACGUAUUCUCUACUCCGUGUCGGAGGAGACGGACAAAGGGUCCUUUGUGGGAGACAUCGCCAAGGACCUGGGGCUGGAGCCCCGGGAGCUGGCGGAGCGCGGAGUCCGCAUCAUCUCCAGAGGUAGGACGCAGCUUUUCGCCCUGAACCAGCGCAGCGGCAGCUUGGUCACUGCGGGCAGGAUAGACCGGGAAGAGAUCUGCGCUCAGAGUGCGCGGUGUCUGGUAAACUUUAACAUCCUGAUGGAAGAUAAAAUGAAUCUUUACCCUAUAGACGUGGAAAUAAUAGAUAUUAAUGACAACGUUCCAAGAUUCUUGACGGAAGAAAUAAAUGUAAAAAUAAUGGAGAAUACAGCUCCUGGGGUUCGGUUUCCGUUAAGCGAGGCUGGGGAUCCAGAUGUGGGCACGAACUCCCUCCAGAGUUACCAGCUCAGCCCCAAUCGCCACUUCUCCCUGGCUGUGCAAAGUGGAGACGAUGAAACUAAGUACCCGGAACUGGUGCUGGAGCGGGUGCUGGACCGGGAGGAAGAGCGGGUUCACCACCUGGUCCUCACAGCCUCUGAUGGCGGCGACCCGCCCCGAUCCAGCACCGCCCACAUCCAGGUGACAGUGGUGGAUGUGAAUGACCACACGCCUGUCUUCUCUCUGCCUCAGUACCAAGUAACUGUCCCCGAGAAUGUGCCAGUGGGUACAAGACUGCUCACGGUACAUGCUAUCGACCUGGACGAGGGAGUCAAUGGGGAAGUGACAUAUUCUUUUCGGAAAAUAACUCCUAAACUUCCAAAGAUGUUUCAUCUGAACUCGCUUACAGGAGAAAUAUCAACUUUAGAAGGAUUAGAUUAUGAAGAAACUGCCUUCUAUGAAAUGGAGGUUCAGGCUCAAGAUGGUCCUGGUAGUCUGACAAAGGCAAAAGUACUGAUCACAGUUUUAGAUGUAAAUGAUAAUGCUCCAGAAGUGACUAUGACGUCUUUAAGUAGCUCAAUCCCUGAAGACACACCUCUUGGGACAGUCAUUGCUCUUUUCUACCUACAAGACAGAGAUUCUGGAAAGAAUGGUGAGGUGACCUGCACCAUUCCAGAAAACCUACCUUUUAAAUUAGAAAAAUCAAUAGAUAAUUAUUAUAGAUUGGUCACAACCAAAAACUUGGACCGGGAAACACUCUCUUUGUAUAACAUCACACUGAAAGCCACAGAUGGUGGAACUCCUCCCUUGUCCAGGGAAACUCACAUAUUCAUGCAGGUGGCAGACACCAACGAUAACCCACCCACCUUCCCCCACUCAUCCUACUCAGUCUACAUCGCUGAGAACAACCCCAGAGGGGCCUCCAUUUUCUUAGUGACUGCACAGGACCACGACAGUGAGGAUAAUGCCCAGAUCACUUAUUCCUUGGCCGAAGACACCAUCCAGGGGGCUCCAGUGUCCUCCUAUGUCUCCAUAAACUCUGACACUGGAGUCCUGUACGCGCUGCAAUCCUUUGAUUAUGAGCAGUUGAGAGAACUACAACUAAGAGUGACUGCACAUGACAGCGGGGACCCGCCUCUCAGCAGCAACAUGUCACUGAGCCUGUUCGUGCUGGACCAGAAUGACAACCCGCCCGAGAUCCUGUACCCGGCCCUCCCCACAGAUGGUUCUACUGGCAUGGAGCUGGCACCCCGCUCCGCAGAGCCCGGCUACCUGGUGACCAAGGUGGUGGCGGUGGACAAAGAUUCAGGCCAGAACGCCUGGCUGUCAUACCUCCUGCUUAAGGCCAGCGAGCCAGGACUCUUUGCGGUUGGGCUGUACACGGGCGAGGUGCGCACGGCUCGGGCCCUGCUGGACAGAGAUGCCCUCAAGCAGAGCCUCGUGGUGGCCGUCCAGGACCACGGUCAGCCUCCUCUGUCAGCCACCGUCACACUCACCGUGGCUGUGGCUGACAGCAUCCCCGAAGUCUUGGCCGACCUGGGCAGCCUUGAGCCCUCCGACGGUCCUUACAACUAUGACCUCACGUUGUACCUGGUGGUGGCGGUGGCCACAGUCUCCUGCGUCUUCCUAGCCUUCGUCCUCGUACUGCUGGCGCUCAGGCUGCGGCGCUGGCACAAGUCACGCCUGCUGCAGGCUUCAGAAGGUGGCUUGGCGAACGUGCCCACCUCGCACUUUGUGGGCAUGGACGGGGUGCAGGCUUUCCUGCAGACCUAUUCCCAUGAGGUCUCCCUCACCGCGGACUCUCGGAAGAGUCACCUGAUCUUCCCCCAGCCCAACUAUGUAGACAUGCUCAUCAGCCAGGAGAGCUGUGAGAAAAAUGAUUCUUUGCUAACAUCCGUAGAUUUUCAGGAAUGUAAAGAAAACCUGCCAAGUAUUCAGCAAGCCCCGCCCAACACGGACUGGCGUUUCUCUCAGGCCCAGAGACCCGGCACCAGCGGCUCCCAAAAUGGCGAUGACACCGGCACCUGGCCCAACAACCAGUUUGACACAGAGAUGCUGCAAGCCAUGAUCUUGGCGUCCGCCAGUGAAGCUGCUGAUGGGAGCUCCACCCUGGGAGGGGGUGCCGGCACCAUGGGAUUGAGCGCCCGCUACGGACCCCAGUUCACCCUGCAGCACGUGCCCGACUACCGCCAGAAUGUCUACAUCCCAGGCAGCAAUGCCACACUGACCAACGCAGCUGGCAAGCGGGAUGGCAAGGCCCCAGCAGGUGGCAAUGGCAACAAGAAGAAGUCGGGCAAGAAGGAGAAGAAGUAACAUGGAGGCCAGGCCAAGAGCCACAGGGCGGCCUCUCCCCAACCAGCCCAGCUUCUCCUUACCUGCACCCAGGCCUCAGAGUUUCAGGGCUAACCCCCAGAAUACUGGUAGGGGCCAAGGCCAUGCUCCCCUUGGGAAACAGAAACAAGUGCCCAGUCAGCACCUACCCCUUCCCCCCCAGGGGGUUGAAUAUGCAAAAGCAGUUCCGCUGGGAACCCCCAUCCAAUCAACUGCUGUACCCAUGGGGGUAGUGGGGUUACUGUAGACACCAAGAACCAUUUGCCACACCCCGUUUAGUUACAGCUGAACUCCUCCAUCUUCCAAAUCAAUCAGGCCCAUCCAUCCCAUGCCUCCCUCCUCCCCACCCCACUCCAACAGUUCCUCUUUCCCGAGUAAGGUGGUUGGGGUGUUGAAGUACCAAGUAACCUACAAGCCUCCUAGUUCUGAAAAGUUGGAAGGGCAUCAUGACCUCUUGGCCUCUCCUUUGAUUCUCAAUCUUCCCCCAAAGCAUGGUUUGGUGCCAGCCCCUUCACCUCCUUCCAGAGCCCAAGAUCAAUGCUCAAGUUUUGGAGGACAUGAUCACCAUCCCCAUGGUACUGAUGCUUGCUGGAUUUAGGGAGGGCAUUUUGCUACCAAGCCUCUUCCCAACGCCCUGGGGACCAGUCUUCUGUUUUGUUUUUCAUUGUUUGACGUUUCCACUGCAUGCCUUGACUUCCCCCACCUCCUCCUCAAACAAGAGACUCCACUGCAUGUUCCAAGACAGUAUGGGGUGGUAAGAUAAGGAAGGGAAGUGUGUGGAUGUGGAUGGUGGGGGCAUGGACAAAGCUUGACACAUCAAGUUAUCAAGGCCUUGGAGGAGGCUCUGUAUGUCCUCAGGGGACUGACAACAUCCUCCAGAUUCCAGCCAUAAACCAAUAACUAGGCUGGACCCUUCCCACUACAUAAUAGGGCUCAGCCCAGGCAGCCAGCUUUGGGCUGAGCUAACAGGACCAAUGGAUUAAACUGGCAUUUCAGUCCAAGGAAGCUCGAAGCAGGUUUAGGACCAGGUCCCCUUGAGAGGUCAGAGGGGCCUCUGUGGGUGCUGGGUACUCCAGAGGUGCCACUGGUGGAAGGGUCAGCGGAGCCCCAGCAGGAAGGGUGGGCCAGCCAGGCCAUUCUUAGUCCCUGGGUUGGGGAGGCAGGGAGCUAGGGCAGGGACCAAAUGAACAGAAAGUCUCAGCCCAGGAUGGGGCUUCUUCAACAGGGCCCCUGCCCUCCUGAAGCCUCAGUCCUUCACCUUGCCAGGUGCCGUUUCUCUUCCGUGAAGGCCACUGCCCAGGUCCCCAGUGCGCCCCCUAGUGGCCAUAGCCUGGUUAAAGUUCCCCAGUGCCUCCUUGUGCAUAGACCUUCUUCUCCCACCCCCUUCUGCCCCUGGGUCCCCGGCCAUCCAGCGGGGCUGCCAGAGAACCCCAGACCUGCCCUUACAGUAGUGUAGCGCCCCCUCCCUCUUUCGGCUGGUGUAGAAUAGCCAGUAGUGUAGUGCGGUGUGCUUUUACGUGAUGGCGGGUGGGCAGCGGGCGGCGGGCUCCGCGCAGCCGUCUGUCCUUGAUCUGCCCGCGGCGGCCCGUGUUGUGUUUUGUGCUGUGUCCACGCGCUAAGGCGACCCCCUCCCCCGUACUGACUUCUCCUAUAAGCGCUUCUCUUCGCAUAGUCACGUAGCUCCCACCCCACCCUCUUCCUGUGUCUCACGCAAGUUUUAUACUCUAAUAUUUAUAUGGCUUUUUUUCUUCGACAAAAAAAUAAUAAAACGUUUCUUCUGAAAA
Messenger RNA from Homo sapiens (human), 4759 nucleotides. RefSeq names its product protocadherin gamma subfamily A, 7 (gene PCDHGA7). The record is from RefSeq and is marked reviewed. The transcript has 4 exons. Gene Ontology annotation, biological process: cell adhesion; homophilic cell-cell adhesion. Lineage: Eukaryota; Metazoa; Chordata; Mammalia; Primates; Hominidae. Gene Ontology annotation, molecular function: calcium ion binding. The coding region runs from base 159 to 2957 and encodes 932 amino acids. Gene Ontology annotation, cellular component: membrane; plasma membrane.